Molecule: messenger RNA, 492 nt
Organism: Coccidioides immitis RS
Lineage: Eukaryota; Fungi; Ascomycota; Eurotiomycetes; Onygenales; Onygenaceae
Exons: 4
Coding region: 1-492 (163 amino acids)
Source: RefSeq, a predicted model, not a curated record
AUGCCCAAAAGUGAGGGAAAGGUUCAGAGCGAAACUCUCACUUUUGGGCAUGACUGUAUUGAGUAUUUCAACAGGGGGAAAAGAAUUGGGGUGAACGCGUCAGAGAGCACAACCUACAAAAAAGUAGGAGAGGAAAGGAGGGAGAGACAGAGGAGCAGCAACGCGACUCUCCUAGGUGACCGGACAGGAGAGCACGAUGAAUGUGCAAAGGGGUGGGUUGUGCGCGCGAGCGCAGUUCAAAGGAAUGGAUCAAAGGUGAGGAACCCUGUGAGAACCACCAAGGCAGCUCGAAGAGAUAGUGAAAAGGAGAGACAAAGCCUGCUUCGAGACGAAGGAUACGGCCGUCAAAGAGGGACUAGAGAAGAGAAAGCAAAAAGAGAGACAGCGACAGCGGCAAAAGGGCGAAGAGGGAGAAGAAGAAGAAGAAGAAAAAGAAGAAGAGGUGAGGUUGGUGGAGGAAGAUGCCGCCAGAUGAAGAGGGAGGUCGUUUGA